AUGGAAAUCGAUAAUAAAAAGAGAAGAAGCCGUCUUAAUUUUUAUCAAGUCUUAAGCUGGAUUUUAAUAUCACUGAACGUUACAUUUUCAUAUGCCUUGACAAUAAAAUUGCUAGACACAAUAUAUGAUAUUUAUUUUUUAGCUUUAUAUAGCACUACGCUUGGAGUUAUUGUUAUUCUUGCUAUUUAUAUUGGAUAUUCUGACCCCACUUCAGAUUCAGUUAGACUAUCUUGAGAAUAUCGAGAUAAAGGGAUAGAGUUGGACUGUAGUAAAUAUCCAGUCAAAUGCAAUGUAUGUGACGCUUACGUAGAAAAUACAACAAAACACUGCUUCACAUGCAACCUUAACUUAACUUAACAUCUGGUGUUUAAGGUGUCUAGUGCCAUAUCCUAAAUAGGGAUUUAGCUAAACUAGUGACGUCACGGAGCCAUCUUGGAAUCGCGAUGGUAGCUCACCGGCCAAGCUUUCUAUCAACGCUUCGCCUUCAGUCGCCGCACGUCUCACCUUGCGCGUUCGUUGCCUUGACUCAGCUCCUGCGCGUGUUCCACCUAAGAGUCAUCUUCCCGUCGAGAUUUGCUGAGAGGUAAAAACCCUGAUCCUCUUGAAUGCACUGAGGAGCAGUUCCUUUGGCUAUCCCCAAAGUUAAACCGCUAUUGCUGUGCAAAGUUCUCGAGAGAAAACCCAACCCCAUAAAUAAAAUUCCAUGAGGGAGAGAAAAUUAGCAGAGCUAAUUUCUCUCGAACCGAAUGCCAUUUUAUUUAUGCUUCACCUGCAACCAGUGCAUAGAAAAAUUUGACCACCACUGCAAAUGGUUGAAUAACUGUAUUGGAUCAAAAAAUUACAAGUCUUUUAUCAUUUUAAGUUUUUCUUGUGCUGUGCAUUUCACAAUAGAAACAAUUUUUAACUCAUUAUUGAUAAACUACUAUAUCCAAAAUUCUCCAAAAUUUGAAAAUAAAUGCAGCGAUAAUCUUAAUGCGAAUUACAAAAUUAUUUUAGCAUUUGUGAUAAUCUGUGUGCUGCAAAGUUUUUUAGUUGCGCUAUCAUUUUUUUAUCUUAUUGGCUUUCACAUUUAUUUAGCAAGAUUAGGGCUUACAACCUAUGAUUUCAUAAUGAAAAGGCGAGAAAUCGCGAUUCCUGAAGAACAUUUAAAAAUAGAAACCGUCAAAGAUUACUCAAUUUUCGAACAAAAUUCUCCAGUCGACCUUGAAAAAACUCAAGGAAAUAAAACACACCUGCAGAGUGACACUUCGCUGCGAUUGAUAGAAAGAGCUGUAGAUGAAAAUUAA
Messenger RNA from Blepharisma stoltei, 1286 nucleotides. The record is from the annotation of a GenBank genome assembly. Lineage: Eukaryota; Ciliophora; Heterotrichea; Heterotrichida; Blepharismidae.